Anopheles moucheti is the source of this 1117-nucleotide messenger RNA. RefSeq lists its product as uncharacterized. The transcript has a single exon. The coding region runs from base 543 to 926 and encodes 127 amino acids. Lineage: Eukaryota; Metazoa; Arthropoda; Insecta; Diptera; Culicidae. The record is from RefSeq and is a predicted model, not a curated record.
ACUUACCACUCGGUGCCUGUAACCCGCGUAGGUCAUGGAGCGCGUGUACACUUCCUGUUGAACCCAUCGUGAUGAUCUAAACGUGUUUCAAACAGCGAAACUGGUAAAAUGGAAGGCCCAGCAGGGUCAGGUCACAUCCGAAAGAGACAGAGGGUGCGGCUGUGGCGAUGGUUGUAAUAAAGCAAGCAGCAGGUGGGACACUCCUUAAUUCCACACGGCGUUGGCAAAGUAUGCGUAAAAGCGAAGACACACCCUGUUUGGCAGGGCCAGAAAAGGAUAUGAAAUGAAUGAAGGCACUGACUAGACAGGACUAGACCAAAAGCUCCGUGGUACACCCACAAUGAAACGGAAAAGGAUUCAUCAGAGGGAAACACGCUUCCUAAGCGAAACAGUUGUAUCCCUCAAGGCGUCCCGUGCGGGAGUGAUAAGCUGCGUUCGUGGAAAGACGUUUGUCUAAUCUUGUAUUCUUAAUUGUCGGAUUGACCACUUGUUUGUCGAAUUUGUUUUGAAGAAACUUCAGUCAACGAAAGGUCCAGCGAAGGAUGGGUGAUGAAAUGAGUGUGGAGCAGGAAGCGGAAGCAAUUCUCGAGGCGGAAACGAGCUUCGGGAUGCGUGUGUGGCAUCUGCUGUUUCUAUCCUGUGGAUCCGUGCUCGGUGUCGUCAUCAUGCUGUGCUGCUGCAUACGGUUCCGCAUUCCCCGCACCAAGCAGGACAUCGAGGCGGACUACCAUCGGAAGAAGCUGACGCGCAAGUUCCGCGAGCGGUUGGACUGCAUGAACAAUGCCGAUAUCGACGAGAUGGAUUUGAUCAAAGCGCUCGAGCGUGUCCGGGAGGACUAUGUGGCGGAACAGGAGAAACUGGCGUGCAAGGAAGCGGCCGAAAACAAGGAUAAUCAAGCAAUUGUUACUGUUUGUGAUAAUGUCUAAAGCGUGCGUGCGAUAAUGCGAACGCUAGAUGAAUUAAUUACACUAUCGGCUAUAAUAAUUGAUUGGUUUUAUGCGUAAUGUGACUGUGUUGGUAUUGCAUCUCUGUUUUGAAUUGAAACUCUGUGAUGCUUAAUUGUGGUAAAUUUUAACUACAACAAUGAUUUUGUUGAAAGUUUAGCUUUUAUCAAAAA